AAGCUUAGAAGAGUCAUGUUGUAGAGCCCAGCCCAUCUGCUUAUUGUCACAGUAUCAGAUCAUAAACAUUAGUCAAUCAUCUGCUUUUUUUGCCGGAGGGGCAAACGAAAUGGUGCUCACAAACUUCAGCGGAGCCGGAAUCGGAUUCGGCUUUGGUAUUGGCUGCGGCUUCGGCGUAGGGUGGGGUUUCGGUGGGAUGCCGAUGAAUUUCUUAGGUCUUGGUGCAGGUGGUGGGUGUGGCAUUGGAAUGGGGCUUGGAUGGGGCUUUGGCAGUGGCUUUGGCAGUCAGUAUAGGAAUUCCAGGGUUACAUUUGAUGGUAGCGAACCACUCCGUAGCAGCAAAGCUAGCGAAUCAAAAGAUCGAAAAAAAUAAAAACCCUCGACUAGCUGAUGAUUCUCAGAAAACAUUCCUAGAGCCACUUUUGAGUUUUUAUCAGUGCAAUCCAAAGCUAUGAUGUUGCAAACUUGCAAAAGCUUGUUUAAAUGUGCCUAUAAGUUGGUGUACCAUUAGUUAGAAAGCAUUGUGUUGUCAACAGUCAACACGCAUAAUCUAGCCUUUUUGUGAGUAAUUUUCCAUUUGAAUCGGCUAAACAACUUCCAAAUGUAAAUCUAUGGUUCAUGUGAUUCACUUACCCCUCUCUCAGUAGCGGAAAUUACCAAAUAUACAUCUAUGUUGAAAAGGUUUAAAUAUGCUUUUAGUCCC
Molecule: messenger RNA, 703 nt
Organism: Cuscuta epithymum
Lineage: Eukaryota; Viridiplantae; Streptophyta; Magnoliopsida; Solanales; Convolvulaceae
Source: the annotation of a GenBank genome assembly